AUGGCUCCUGAUAAAAGCUUUGAAGACUUUGUCAAGGAAACGGGACAAGUUGUCUCUUGUGAUAUCGACUAUGGUUUGAUAUGCAAAAAGAAGGAUCAGGAUAGCCGACCUUACAAUUCCACGACUGAACCAACCACUACUCCAACAACUACAUCCACAACAACAACGCCAUUCAUUACCUCAACUACAACACCAACAUCAUCACCAGCAACCACACCUAGACCAACUACACCCUUAGUCACAACUAAAGAGACCACCACACAAGAGCCAACACCAUUCCCUGUUGACACAACAUCAACUAAUACACCUCAAACAACUAUGACAAGUAGUUCAACGACUGAACCAACUACACCUGAAGUAACAACUAGAGAGACAACAAGCCCACCUGUUUCAACAACUACUCCACCUACUCCCUCUGUCAUCUCAACAACAACAUUGACAACAACAACCACUGCACCACCAAGUACAACUGUUGCAACCCCAACCCCUGUUGUCACGACAACAACAACUCCCACACAAGAAACAACCUCAGUUACGACAACUCCAUCCACCACAACUGAAGGAACAACCGGAAUCCCCUCAACGACCGCCUGCGAGGAAGAGUGUGAAUGGACACAAUGGUUUGAUGUGGACAGCAGUACGGACGGCAGUGACUGGGAAACGUACAAGAACAUUACAAACAGUGGAGAGAAGAUAUGUCAAAAACCAAGGAACAUUACAUGCAGAUCGACAAAGGCUCCUGAUAAAAGCUUUGAAGACUUUGUCAAGGAAACGGGACAAGUUGUCUCUUGUGAUAUCGACUAUGGUUUGAUAUGCAAAAAGAAGGAUCAGGAUAGCCGACCUUACAAGUGCUUUAACUACCAGAUCAAGGUGGAUUGUUGUGUGUGCCAUGAACUCAGUACAACUGUUUUAACAACAACCCCUGUUUUCACGUCACCUACUACACUUCAAUCUACAAGAAGUACCACGACUGAACCAACCACUACUCCAACAACUACAUCUACAACAACUGCUCCACCAAGUACACCUGUUGUAACACCAACCACUGUUGUCACGACGUCAACUACUACAGCUAAAACAACUACGACAAGUAGUUCCACGACUGAACCAACCACUACUCCAACAACUACAUCUACAACAACUGCUCCACCAAGUACACCUGUUGUAACACCAACCACUGUUGUCACGACGUCAACUACUACACCUAAAACAACUACGACAAGUAGUUCCACGACUGAACCAACCACUACUCCAACAACUACAUCUACACCAACUGCUCCACCAAGUACACCUGUUGUAACACCAACCACUGUUGUCACGACAUCAACUACUACACCUAAAACAACUACGACAAGUAGUUCCACGACUGAACCAACCACUACUCCAACAACUACAUCUACAACAACUGCUCCACCAAGUACACCUGUUGUAACACCAACCACUGUUGUCACGACAUCAACUACUACACCUAAAACAACUACGACAAGUAGUUCCACGACUGAACCAACCACUACUCCAACAACUACAUCUACAACAACUGCUCCACCAAGUACACCUGUUGUAACACCAACCACUGUUGUCACGACAUCAACUACUACACCUAAAACAACUACGACAAGUAGUUCCACGACUGAACCAACCACUACUCCAACAACUACAUCUACAACAACUGCUCCACCAAGUACACCUGUUGUAACACCAACCACUGUUGUCACGACAUCAACUACUACACCUAAAACAACUACGACAAGUAGUUCCACGACUGAACCAACCACUACUCCAACAACUACAUCUACAACAACUGCUCCACCAAGUACACCUGUUGUAACACCAACCACUGUUGUCACGACAUCAACUACUACACCUAAAACAACUACGACAAGUAGUUCAACGACUGAACCAACCACUACUCCAACAACUACAUCUACAACAACUGCUCCACCAAGUACACCUGUUGUAACACCAACCACUGUUGUCACGACAUCAACUACUACACCUAAAACAACUACGACAAGUAGUUCCACGACUGAACCAACCACUACUCCAACAACUACAUCUACAACAACUGCUCCACCAAGUACACCUGUUGUAACACCAACCACUGUUGUCAUGACAUCAACUACUACACCUAAAACAACUACGACAAGUAGUUCCACGACUGAACCAACCACUACUCCAACAACUACAUCUACAACAACUGCUCCACCAAGUACACCUGUUGUAACACCAACCACUGUUGUCACGACAUCAACUACUACACCUAAAACAACUACGACAAGUAGUUCCACGACUGAACCAACCACUACUCCAACAACUACAUCUACAACAACUGCUCCACCAAGUACACCUGUUGAAACACCAACCACUGUUGUCACGACGUCAACUACUACACCUAAAACAACUGCGACAAGUAGUUCCACGACUGAACCAACCACUACUCCAACAACUACAUCUACAACAACUGCUCAACCAAGUACACCUGUUGUAACACCAACCACUGUUGUCACAACAUCAACUACUACACCUAAAACAACUACGACAAGUAGUUCCACGACUGAACCAACCACUACUCCAACAACUACAUCUACAACAACUGCUCCAGCAAGUACACCUGUUGUAACACCAACCACUGUUGUCACGACAUCAACUACUACACCUAAAACAACUACGACAAGUAGUUCCACGACUGAACCAACCACUACUCCAACAACUACAUCUACAACAACUGCUCCACCAAGUACACCUGUUGUAACACCAACCACUGUUGUCACGACGUCAACUACUACACCUAAAACAACUACGACAAGUAGUUCCACGACUGAACCAACCACUACUCCAACAACUACAUCUACAACAACUGCUCCACCAAGUACACCUGUUGUAACACCAACCACUGUUGUCACGACGUCAACUACUACACCUAAAACAACUACGACAAGUAGUUCCACGACUGAACCAACCACUACUCCAACAACUACAUCUACAACAACUGCUCAACCAAGUACACCUGUUGUAACACCAACCACUGUUGUCACGACAUCAACUACUACACCCAAAACAACUACGACAAGUAGUUCCACGACUGAACCAACCACUACUCCAACAACUACAUCUACAACAACUGCUCCACCAAGUACACCUGUUGUAACACCAACCACUGUUGUCACGACGUCAACUACUACACCUAAAACAACUACGACAAGUAGUUCCACGACUGAACCAACCACUACUCCAACAACUACAUCUACAACAACUGCUCAACCAAGUACACCUGUUGUAACACCAACCACUGUUGUCACGACAUCAACUACUACACCUAAAACAACUACGACAAGUAGUUCCACGACUGAACCAACCACUACUCCAACAACUACAUCUACAACAACUGCUCCACCAAGUACACCUGUUGUAACACCAACCACUGUUGUCACGACAUCAACCACUACACCUAAAACAACUACGACAAGUAGUUCCACGACUGAACCAACCACUACUCCAACAACUACAUCUACAACAACUGCUCCACCAAGCACACCUGUUGUAACACCAACCACUGUUGUCACGACAUCAACUACUACACCUAAAACAACUACGACAAGUAGUUCCACGACUGAACCAACCACUACUCCAACAACUACAUCUACAACAACUGCUCCACCAAGUACACCUGUUGUAACACCAACCACUGUUGUCACGACAUCAACUACUACACCUAAAACAACUACGACAAGUAGUUCCACGACUGAACCAACCACUACUCCAACAACUACAUCUACAACAACUGCUCCACCAAGUACACCUGUUGUAACAUCAACCCCUGUUGUCAAGACAUCAACUACUACACCUCAGACAACUAUGACAAGUAGUUCCACGACUGAACCAACUGCAACCGUAGUAACAACUACAGAGACAACAAGUCCACCUGUUUCAACAACUACUCCACCUACUCCAACGGUCAUCUCCACGACUACAUCCACUACAACACCCACUGUACCAACCAGUACAACUGUUGCAACAUCAACCCCCGUUAUCACUUCACCUACUGCACCUCUAACUACAAGAGGUACCACGACUGAACCCACCACCUCUCCAAUUGUCAUCUCAACAACUACAUCUACAACGACAACUGCACCACCAAGUACAACAAUUGUAACACCAACCCCUGUUGUCACGACAUCACCUACUACACCUCAAACAACUACGACAAGGAGUACCGCGACUGAACCAACCACCACUCCAACCGUCAUCCCAACACACGAGUCAAUUGUUACUGGCAUUGUAACAACUACCACCGGUCCAUCUACGGCGCCGGUUGGACGCCCUUCUGCCUCAAGUACUACUGAAACAACAUACACCGUUGUCCUCAGUACCACCACUGUAACAAUCCCAACUACAACUACAGGAUGUGUCUGUAUUGUUGAUGGCAAGCAUUAUAAACCUGGUGAGACAAUAUACGACAGGAAAGAUAUUGGAUCAGGGAUUUGUCUCAGCAUGAUAUGUUCGGCUAUUUGCGAACUUCGAAACCAAACAGAACCUUGCCACUCUACACCCUCAUCAACACCUUCCCCUCCACCAAUGCCACCUCUUCCCACCUGCCCCGAGUGGGAUGUAACGCAAAACGAGACAUUUGUGCUGUGUAAUUGCACAAUGGCCAAAUGCAUUGAGAACACAACGAUUGAAAUAGUACCAUAUGUAUGCCCCCCACGGGAAGAAAUCUCCUGUGCCAGUGGAAAGAAACCAGUUCUUAUAGACGAUAAAUACGGAUGCUGCAAGUAUUACACAUGCCCAUGUGAAUGUGAAGGCUGGGGAGACCCACAUUACAUUACGUUUGAUGGCGUCUUCUACAGUUAUCAAGGAAACUGCACAUAUGUCUUAAUGGAAGAGAUCACACCAAAGCAUAAUUUGAAGGUUUUUGUAGACAAUGUGUACUGUGAGCCCACCGAAGACGUUUCUUGUCCUCGCUCAAUUAUCGUGUCGUAUAAUUCACAAGUAAUAACUCUCAAGAAUCAAAACCUUAUGGGAGCAGCCAAGAUGGAGGUUCUCAGUAGCGGAGUGACUGUAAAAGUGCCUUAUUACCAUCAAGGGAUAAAGGUACUAAGCACUGGAAUGUCCUUGAUCUUGGAGAUCCCUACUCUGUAUGUGGUCAUCACAUUUGGAAUUACAGGAUUUAGUAUAAGCCUGCCACCUCGGGAUUUCGUCAACAACACAAAGGGGCAUUGUGGAACAUGCAACAACAACAAGGCUGAUGAUUGUAUGUUGCCUGGAGGCCAGCUGAUACAGAAUUGUGAAGUGAUGGCUGACUUCUAUCUUGUGGAAGACUUGUACAAGCCAUCCUGCCAUGCUCCAUCCGUAAUACCAACCGAUUCGCCCUUACCCCCACCGCCACUAACCACAUGCAAACCAGACUCUGUGUGUGGAGUUCUUCUUGGCAGUCUAUUCGAAGCAUGCCAUGCCAUUGUCUCACCGGACAAAUUCUACCAGGGUUGCAUCUUCGAUAGCUGCCAUGUCGCCAACCCAGUGGUGCAGUGCACCAGCUUGCAGGUGUACGCUGCCGCCUGUGCACAGGCCGGGGUCUGCCUGUACUGGAGGGAUCACACCCCUCUGUGUCCCAGUAACUGCCCAGCAGACAAAGUCUAUAAACCAUGUGGUCCUGCAGAGCAGCAAACCUGUGAAGACAAAGCUGGCGAAAAGCAAAUUAACUUUACCACUGAGGGGUGCUUUUGUCCUGAUGGCAUGAAGCUCUUCAACAAGGAGUCAAACAUAUGUGUUGAUAAAUGUGGAUGUUUGGAUUCAGAGGGCGUUCCCCGCGAGUUUAAUGAGAUAUUUGAUCAAAACUGCCAAACUUGCAUCUGCGAGGAAUCCACCAAGUCUGUGACAUGCAAGCCCAAAGACUGCCCUGCAAUUCCAGCGGGAAGCUGCACCAAACCAGGGUUCAUACUGGUGAAUCAAACCCUACCAGCAGACAGAUGUUGUCUUCACUAUGUUUGCCAAUGUGACAGCAGCACUUGUCCAGUUGGCGACCUGAGCUGCGAUGUUGGAUACAUACCAGAAGUCUCUGUGCCAACGGGACAUUGUUGCCCUGUGCGCCAAUGCUUGCCUAAAGAGGUUUGUGUGCACAAAGGAAUGGAAUACCAGGUCGGUUCCCCAGUCCCAGUCGUCAAGUGUCAGAACUGCACUUGUUCCAGGCAGGUGAUAGAAGCUUCAGGUCUGCGAGAGAUAACCUGUAAGAUGCUGGCAUGUGACCAGAACUGUGGUCUGGGAUACAAGUACGUUUCAGACAAGAGCCUUGAGGAGUGUUGUGGGAGGUGCCUGCAGACCCACUGUGUUGUCGACAGAAACAUAACAAAGGAGCUGCUUAAGGAAGGAGAAACGUGGUUCCCACCGGGGAACAUGUGUGAGUUUUAUACUUGCGUGAAGAUUGGAGAGACGCUCACAACAAUCAUGUCCACCACGGUGUGUCCGCACUUCCAGCAGAGCAACUGUUACCCUGAUACGGUUCAGACGGCUGCAAAUGGCUGCUGUAAGAUCUGCGUGGAGAUAGACAAGGGGUGUAAGCGAGGCUCUAUGAGACAGCGGAUCACGCACAACGGGUGCCAGGCCCGGGAGGACGUCGACAUGCCCUAUUGUGAGGGGUCCUGCAACACCUUCGCCAGGUACGAGGAAAUGGCCGCCGGUUUGGAGCACACGUGCGCGUGCUGCCGGGAGUCGCGCUUCAGCAACCGCACGGUGGAGCUGGAGUGUCUGAACGGAGACCUGGUGCCGCACACUUACGUCCACGUGGAGGAGUGCAGCUGCGGAAACACCAACUGCGACCGGGCGGCCCGGCUGCCAGCUCGCAAGAGACGGGCCGACAUAGGAGUUUAAAUGUUGGACACGACCCAAAAGACGCCCACCGUUACGCUCAGGCAUAUUCUAAAACCUUUUUUGAUGUUUUUAUUUAAAAGCGAAUCAUUUAAUGUUUGUCAAAAAGUGUCUGACGCAAAUUAAUAAAUUAACAAUGCAACUUC
Gadus morhua (Atlantic cod) is the source of this 7007-nucleotide messenger RNA. RefSeq names its product mucin-2. The coding region runs from base 1 to 6864 and encodes 2287 amino acids. The transcript is spliced from 20 exons. The record is from RefSeq and is a predicted model, not a curated record. Gene Ontology annotation, molecular function: protein binding. Lineage: Eukaryota; Metazoa; Chordata; Actinopteri; Gadiformes; Gadidae.